This is a messenger RNA of Drosophila albomicans, 4445 nucleotides long. RefSeq names its product mucin-5AC. Gene Ontology annotation, molecular function: protein binding. The transcript has 5 exons. The record is from RefSeq and is a predicted model, not a curated record. Bases 31 to 4128 code for a protein of 1365 amino acids. NCBI's taxonomy places the organism in Eukaryota, Metazoa, Arthropoda, Insecta, Diptera, Drosophilidae.
AGCAAAAGAAGUGCUGCAAGUGAGGCAAAGAUGACGCUUCGCUUAGUCAGCAUAUUAUCGCUGGCAUUAUUUUUAGUAUUGCCCGCACAGUUGGAUGCAUUUAUCACGCAGAAUACAGGAUGCCAUCACAAUGGCACUUGGUAUGCGGACAAAUCGGUGGUGCCCAGCAUGGAGAAGUGCCUCAACUGUCAGUGCAAUCGCAAGACGCUCGUCUGUCGCCUAAAAGUGUGCCCAGAGAUGCCGAUGCCACCGCCACGCGGCUGUGUGGUCGUCCAAAAGAAGAAUACCUGUUGCCCGUAUUUGUCGUGUGCUCGUCUCGAUGCCUUCUACAAGAUUCCCACCAAGCGACGCAUCAUCGCCUACUUGGAUCACUAUGAACGCGAGUCCAUCGAUCGUGUGGUCAACGAUAAUAUGCUGCAAAGGCGCUCUGAUGACUCGGACGUGGAUCUAUUUGUUUGUGUGAAGAAUGGCACGGUGUAUAAGUCGGGAUCUGCGAUGUCUUCAUCGAAUCUGUGCAGCUAUUGUUAUUGCAUUGGUGGCACCGAGAAGUGCGUCAAACCGAAGUGCAUGCUGCCCGUGGAGGGCUGCAAACCGAUCUUCGUAGACUCCACCUGCUGCCCGGUUCGUUACGAUUGCAGCAGCAAGACAUCGGGCAAAUCCUCUCAAGAAGUGCGCUAUCGCAAGACCUCGAACAAACACUUCCAACGCAUGUCGCAAAGACUUCAACGCAAUCGCGGUUGCACCGUCAACAGUCAGUUCUAUGCGGAGGGACAGAAAAUGCGCUCGGAUGCGGACAAACCCUGCGACAUUUGCUUCUGCAUACGCGGCACACGUCGCUGUGCUCCAAAGAAAUGCUCCCCAGCCCUGAAGAACUGCAUCCCGGUGGUGCCCAAGGGUCAGUGUUGUCCCUCCAGCUACGACUGCGGCAGUCAGCGGGAUUAUCGCCGAUCGCAGAGUUCGCGACAAUUCAAUCUUUAUAAUCUGCUGUUCGGCAAAGAGGAACAAGAGGCUGAGGCAGCAGCAGCUGCAGCGAUGAUGCCACAGAACUCCAUGCUAGCCGAGCAUUAUCCACACGAUCGUCACCCGACGCCGCCGACGGUGGGAGAUGCCUUGGAGGCGAGCAGCGAGAAGAGCAUUAUGGACACGUUGCGCGAGGGACUCGAGUUCAUCGAUGGCAACAACAAUCAGAUGCUUGCCAGCAACAUGGAUCUGGUAACGGCAGCAACACCUGCGCCCAUAAUCGAAGACGGAAGCACCACAGAACUGAGUUUGCUUGAUUUGCUGUUGGGUCCCAGCACACAACAAAGUGAAGUCAAGGUGACGCAGGAGUCGUUGACGACAACGAAGAAACCUUUGUCUUGGGUGGAUUUGUUGCUCGGUCCCGAUGAAGAAGAUGUUGCUGCUGUCACAGAGUCGAGUAUAGAAUCAAACACAGCGCUGGCUCAAUUGGAGGCGCAACCGAGUGUGGCAAGCAGCACUUUAAGUAGCAUUAAACGCAUUGCCGAUGACUUUGACGAUCAACUGGGCAGUGAUGAGAUUGCUGUAGGUGAAUUACCCGCAGAAGCACAGCAAAUAUUGCUUAGCAAUUCACAGUCAAAGGAAGAAGAAAUCGAAACAACAGCAAAGCCAGCGAAUGAUUUACUCAAUGCGUUCUUGAAUGGACUCUCCGAUAUGCUGGACGAUAAUGCAACGAGCAGCUCAACAACAACAACUUCCACGACAACAACGACGACCACAAGGCGACCCACAGUCAAAGUGCAACAUGCACCUCCAAUGUUUCGUCCACUACCGAGCAAUAAACCGCAGCACAGUCGCAUCAACUCGAAGCUGGCAAAUCUGACGGUGACGCCGCCAAUGGUUGUGGUCACCAGCAAGUAUGGACAGCCCGUGACCUACAGAACAAUGCCCAGCAGCAGCAGCAGCAGCACAACGACAACCACUACAACAACGACAACCACAACGACAGCCAGACCCACAACAACAACAACCACUCAGCAACCAAGCACAACAACAAAAUCAACAAUUCGAACUACAAACAAACCGAAACCAAAGCCGAAGACAACGCGACGCACCACAGCAGCAACAACAACGACAACAACAACAAGCAGCACCACCACAACAACAACCACACCGCGACCCACCACAACAACAACAACUACAGCGCGACCAACAACAACCACUAAACGCAGCACUUUGAGACCCAAGCAAAGCACCGCGCGACCUUUGAUCAUAAAAACAAAUCCAAGCAUUUUGGAAGCAGAACCUUUGGAUGUCAGCGAUGACAGCACUGCGCCCACUUUGCCACCCAGUUUGCCUAAUCUCAAGAUCAUUCCAUUCCUGCCUACAGAUGCUGUGAAUAGCCAAGCAACCAAGCUGCAAUCGCAAAGCAGCUACAACAACGUCAACGCCAACAACAACAACUACUAUCAGCAACAGCCAAUGGCUGCUGAUAAAAUGGAUAUUGAUUACGAUCCAGCUUACGAUGAGACUGCCGCACUUUAUCCUUCAAUAACCUCAGCUUAUCCACAACAACAGCAACAGUCGCAAGUCAGCAGCAGCAACAACAACGAUCAGGCUGCCUACAAAUACAAGUUCAAUGUGGAGGUGCCCGCCGUGGAGGCGCCACCAGAGCCGGUUGUGCAUCUCGGUGGACAAUACGAAGGCAGUGCAGCGUAUGUUAACUACGACUUUGAGCAGCAAGUUGUGCCACCAGCGCACAGCGGCUUCUCGCCUCCCACCGAGACUGAGGGCGGUUUUAUGCCCAAGGAUCCGCUGGUCAUCGAUGGCGAAGUGUUGCACGAUCACGUCACAUCCAAUGUUAUACUUUCGAUUGGCAACAACUAUCAAGUCACACAACACAUCAUCGAUAUAACAACGGCGGCAAGUGAAAACGACACGAUUCCAAUAGAAAUCACAACACCCGAUCCCUUUAAAGAUGUCAUCCACACCGAGAGGUCGCCCAAUCUGGACGCACUCAUUGUGGACAAGCAGCCAGCACAACAGCAACAGUUGCAGCAACAACAAGAACAGCAACAGGAACAACAGUUGCAGCAACAGCAGCUGCAACACAUCGAGAGCGUAAGCUAUAGCAUAAGCAGCGCUUCCGGUGGCAACAAGGCAACAACACAAACACCCGCCACAACAACAACUACUACUACAACAACAACUCCAUCAACAACAACAACAGCAGCAGCAGCAGCAGCACUGCCAUCGAUAAUAGACAAAAACGAAAUCAAUAAACUGGACCAGUUGCUGGACGAGUUGCUGGGCAGCGUCAGUCAGAGCACGGUGCCGCCCUUUAGGACAUUGCCACCCAGCAUAGCAGUAAAAACAACCGCUACAACAACAACAUCAUCGAGACCGGCAACAACAAGUGCGAGGCCAGCAACAACGACAACAACACGUGUCUAUAAAAAGGGCAACAAAACGAAGAGCAAACCGGCAGCCGGCAACAGACGCAACAAUCCAACAGCAAUUACAAGUAAACCCAGCAGAUCCAAAGUUCAACAGGCCACGCGACGAACUCCCGCCAGCAGCAGCAACAGCAGCAGCAGCGGCAGCAACAACAGUAACAGAAACAACUCUGUGGCAGCCACAGCGUUGACAAGUGUUAAGCCCAAAGGCACAACGGUAACUACAACCAUAACAACAGCAAUUGCUAAGCCAACAACAGCAGCAACAACAACAACAACAUCGACGACGACGACGACAGCAGCAACUGUUGGCAGUUCAAUGCGUCCAUUUUUAAUGUCACCGUUCGACACAUUGCCCUUCCUGAACGCCAGCUAUGAGGUGCGACCGCAUAUGUUGCAACCACAACAGCAGCAGCAGCAACAGCAAUUGUUGGAGUUGCAACAGCGACCGCAGCAAUUCCAUCAUUAUCAGCACGCGCCCAGCAGCAGCAGCAGCACAACAACAACACCGACAACAACAACAACUGCAGCAGAUGCAAGUGUUGUUGUGGGGGGCGAAAGUUUAAUGGAUGCCACGGGUAUGCUAAAAUUAGCUGGAUGCAACAUUUAUGGUCGCAUGUAUCGCGUCGGUCGCAUUAUAGUCGAAUUAUCCAAUCAAUGCCUGGAAUGCAAAUGCACCGAGGUGGGCGUCAAGUGUGGCCCACUAGACUGUUAAUUUAAGAUCCCCUCCGCACCCCUUCGCAGCCAACCAGCCCCCGCCUAGAGCCUUGGUAAGUCUGUAUGUGUAUGUUUGUGCCGUUGUAUGUUUGUGUUUUUGUAUGUGCGUCUGUGUCUGUGUUUAGCCAAGUUCUCAACCUCCCCCGCUGCUUAGUUUAUGCAUUUAACAUUUUAGUGAGAUGGCCGAAAACGCAAGAUUUAGAAUUAGAUUUAGUUAGUACUUAAUUUAGGGGGAAAACUUCAGCUCUAAGUUGUAUUAUAGACUCUUAAUAUUUAAUUUUUAAUUUUACACUAAUUCGCAUGCAUUUAAUUUAA